This is a messenger RNA of Glossina fuscipes, 2207 nucleotides long. RefSeq lists its product as uncharacterized. The record is from RefSeq and is a predicted model, not a curated record. Gene Ontology annotation, biological process: RNA polymerase II preinitiation complex assembly; transcription initiation at RNA polymerase II promoter. Gene Ontology annotation, cellular component: transcription factor TFIID complex; SAGA complex; SLIK (SAGA-like) complex. Gene Ontology annotation, molecular function: protein heterodimerization activity; RNA polymerase II general transcription initiation factor activity; transcription coactivator activity. The transcript is spliced from 7 exons. Lineage: Eukaryota; Metazoa; Arthropoda; Insecta; Diptera; Glossinidae. The coding region runs from base 63 to 2204 and encodes 713 amino acids.
UGUAUUUUUCGUUAUUGAGUAGACAAUUUUGUUUUUGAGCUGAGCAAAUGUAAAGUUAAAUUAUGAAAACAAUUAAUACGUCUAAUAACGAAGAUACACCUAAGCUCACACAAACGAAAGCGAAUAAAAAGUCGACAAAAUCGCGCAACAAAAACAAUAAAUUUGAUUUAAGUAAUGCUACUUGUUCUGGAAAAAAUGGUACUAGUUCAGGGGCAGCAAGUGGUAAUAUAAACAGUGCAUUGGUUUGUAGUAUCGGUCAAAACAAUUCACCACUAGCAGGAAUAGUCACACCAACCACACCUACUACACCAUUGUGGACUGUUAGUAGCCAGACAAUGUUCGAUGUAAAUCACGUCAACAGCGGUAACAGUGGAGGCAGCAGUGGUAAUAGUGAUGCUGCUGGCACUUCAAGGAGUCAUCAUAAAAGCUACGCCGGAUUAGAACCCCGUUCUAUUAAAGUCAUUUGGGAGCAACACGAUCAAAGCGAUAUAGAGUUAUCCAAUGAAGUAUGUUCUAGGGUAGCGGAAGAUGCUUCUUACAAAUUAUGGGAAUUAAUUAAUAAUAUUAAAACAUAUGCUCGCCAUUCUGGCGGUAUUAUAUCUUACGAUUUAGUUAACGAAGUCUUAAAAGACUCUGAUGUAUCUCCUUGCUUAGGUGCUAUUGAUACUGAUUGGGAUCGCAUUGACUACGAUGGAAGCUAUUUUUUCCACUCUGACAAAAUUCUGGAAUUACGUGAUGAAUAUCAAAAAGAGAUCACUUUCAAUAUAACACAAAAACCCGAUUUGAAAUGUUCAUCCUUAGUGGAAGAUAAGCAUUUGGGUAAUUUAAAAAAAUAUAUACCCAGCUUAUUGCAUGUUACCCUUAAUGGUGAUCCACAAGAUUUGGAUUUCGUAUUGAGCGAAGCUGCUUUUAGUCCUAUAAUGGGUAGCUGCUUUCGUUUAAUCUUAUCGAAAAUUAUACAAAUAGCUGCUUUCAAGCAAAGUCAUGAUAUUAGUCAACGAUGCUGGCGUUUAUUAAAAGCUCUAUCCACCAAUCCCCAAUGUCGUGAUAUAGAUUGCCGUGAAGAAUUCUUUCAUUUGGCAGAAAUUCUCAUAUGUCAAUUGCUAGCGCCAUAUGAAAGCAUAAAAGUUCAAAAUAGUUUCAGGAAUUAUGAGAGGGAUCAUGGAGCGACCAAUAUUAAAGUGCAGAAUGUGGAAAUGAAGACGGAAACUCAAACAGCGAAAACAACGUCCCAUGCUGAACAAAAUUCUGCCUAUGCAAUUAGCAAUGAGGAAAAGAUAUACAAAUUGCAACCAGACGAAGAUGAAUUUAGUAACACGACGCAUAACACGGACUGUUGGAAUUUAACUUCACCGUAUUUCGCUUCACCCGUUGAUUGGAAAUAUGUAGAUGAUCUUUGCCAGACAGUGGGCCAUUUAGCUGCGAUUAAUGACUACUUUCAAAACGAGUGCACUUUCCAUAUAGUAAAGAGAUUGAAACGUUUCUUUGAUGGUCGUUCUAUAAAUAGCGAAAGAGAUUAUAAUUACAUAAGUCGUUCGAUACGUGGCUUAAUCGCUUGCGGUGAACAUGCAUUUCGUGAGUUUAUACCAUUUUUAUACAAGUUGAAGUGCGAUCUUCCGGAAAUCUUAUGGAACGACUUUUCGAUAGCAGCAAUAUUUCUAAGAGAUGGUGAAGACAUAUUUUUAUAUGAAUGGUUAGAAUACGUUUGCGGAGGCGAUAAAUUGCAACCAUUUAUGGUUUACUAUGCCGAAUAUUAUGAAAAAUUUAUUUACCAUCGUUUUUGUGAACGUAAAUCAAAGACUUUUAAGCUAAAUCCGAAAUUAGGAGUACGGCGUCUUGAAUGGAGUACGCUAGUGGCGCGGAUGUGUCAUGCGAAUACAAUUUGUCAUGGUGAUGAUCCUAACAAAGCUCUAAAUCCUAAACCAUUACUGCCAGAAGUAUUUCCCGAAUUAAAGAUUCCCAAUUUAAAAUUGAAUCGUGGCGGCAAUAUACGAUUUAAAUUUGCUGGCUGUCGUCCCAUUAUCAUAAAGGCGAAACAAAAAGAUCACAAUCGAUCCGUAGAUAUUGUCAGCGGUUCAGGUCUGGAAAGCACAAGUGAUCUAAUGUCACAUGAAAUUUUAAUAGCUAAGAGAAGACUUUUCGGCCCGCUAUCGAAUGAGAAACGAAUAAUUCCAUUAAGCACUUAUUAUUAUCUCAGAAUAUGAAAA